GGCUGGUAAGAAAGGUGGCAAGAAGGGUGCUGGAAAAAAGGGAAAGGGCGGAGCGACAGCUAAAGGCGGAUCUGAUGGCGGGCGCAAAAAGGCAAGGGGAGUAGUUUUCUUCGUCGCGACACGUCAUCACGUCGAGUUCUUCGCGAGUCUCUUCCGUCGCGUCACUGGCGUACCAAAUGUGUCCAUUGUGUACGGAAAUAUGGACCAAGAGGCGCGAAACAGCGAGGUAUCGCGGUUCCACAAACAUCGAGGUGUCUUGAUUACCACAGAUGUCGCGGCGCGUGGUAUCGAUAUUCCAUUGCUGGACUCUGUUAUCAAUUACGACUUCCCAGCGUCCGCCAAGCUCUUCGUGCAUCGCGCAGGGCGAACAGCCCGUGCAGAGGAGCAGGGUUUGUGUACAAGUCUGGUCGGCAAGGACGAUUUGCCUUACUGCAUGGAACUUUUGCUUUUUCUUGGUCGAAAAGUACGCAUUCCUGGUAUGGACGGCCAGGCGCUUGAGAGGAUUGACGCGGACGGAGCAUCUGCUUCAAAGGACGAUGAGCGAGCAGACGGAAAAGCAUCAGAAGAUAUCGUCUGCAAAUCUGAAGUUGAUACCGAGGACAAGAAAAGCAAAGUCUCUCGCAAUGACGGCAUCCUCGGAUCUGUCCCUGAGCUGACCGUGGAGGUGGAGGAGGUGACGCGACUUUUCGACUCGAACGAUCCCGGCAACGAUUUGGGUACGCUUUCCCGUUCUAUGCAGGCUUCGUACACGCAGUACUUUAAGACGCGAACUGCAGCUUCGAAGCAGUCCGUGCGACGUGCUCGGGAUCUGCUCGCCGAGAUUGGCGGCGCACAACGGAUGCAAUGCCUGACUCAUCCGAGCUAUUCGCAUGGAGGAGAUUCAAUUCUAGGAGGUAAUAGCCGAGGUGCGGGCGGCGGGAAGGGUGGCUCUCCAUGUACUUCUUCAGCUUCCGGAUUGGGCGGCCGAACCAACAUUGACGAUGUUACAUCCAAGGUGCAGAGCUUAGUGCAGCGCGGGGCGGUCGUGUCUGGCAAGAAGAACAGCAAGAAAGCAAAAGCUUCAACAUCGGUUGAGGUUACUGUCACUGAAACUAGUGCGGCGAUGACAAAGGUGAUUGCUGGUGGGGAGACCGUGGAAACCAGCAUGACUUUGACACCGGCUAUGACUGGGUCCUCGUCCUCGAGUAGUUCUGUCGCAUUUAUGUCGCAGCUGAAGCAGGGCAUUCGUGAAUUUCGUCCCGGUAUGGCUCAGGAGCGAGGACAGAAAACGAGUCCGUACGCAGUGGUAUCUGUCGGGGCUAGCGCGGCUAUGAAGGGUCAGCUUGCGGAGCGAAAAGCCUUCGAGGACGGCUGCGUCAAGCUUAGAGAAAGCAUGAUCGAAACAGAAACGAGAGAGCGACAGCAAGAGGAUGCCGAGCGGGAGGAGGCGCGGGCAGCAGACAAUACGGAAGAUUCUUCUAGCGAGGACGAAGACGACGAAGCACUUGACGGAGAGGGUGACGACGCCGACAAGAAGUCAGUAACAGCGGCAAGAAGUGUCAAGAAGAGCAAGAAGGACCGACACGUUCGAAAAGUGUCGAAGGCCGAAAGAAAGCGUCUGAAAGUGCGACGCACAUCCAGCGCGACUGAUGGAGAUGACGCACAGACUCCAAGCUUGUCAAAAGCAACUGCCGCUGGUAACGAGGACGACUCAUCCUCAGAGAGUGAGGACGACCAAUUUCGUAUCUCAGUAGCUGACUACCAAGUGGCCCCAGGAGAGAAAGCCUCUGGUGCGUCCUCCAAGAAGGCUCUUCCAUCGCGGUCUUUGAGCGGAAAGACCAAAGCAAGCGCAUCAACUGUAACUGGCGCAGGGGAAGACCUGUUCACACGCGCUGAGGCUAGCUGUCGCGACGAGGCGUUCUUCUUAUCGACGGAGCGCACUAUAGAGGAGGACGCUAGGGAUCGCGGGCUCGAUUUGGACCGUUACGAGUUGAACCUUAUGGGCGACGACGGCCGCGACCUGCAGAAACAGCAGUACGUGCGAAGAUGGGACGCCAAGAAGAAAAAAUAUCUGCAUGUGAAAUUGGGCCCCGACGGUCGCCCAGUGCGCGAGAAGAACCGCAAAAACGAAGCGGGCGCAAGGGUUUCCGGCGAGGCGAAGCGGACCGACUUGUACGCUAAGUGGUCCAAGAACGCGAAACAACGCAUCCAGCAAUUAGGCGAACUCGAACAUGCCAACGCCGCGAUGAACUUUCUUGCCAGCAAGGCCAAACCAAAAACUGCAGAAGGAGGUAGUGCCGCUUUUAUCACAUCAACUUGUAAAGAUGAUUCUGGUAAUGUCGGACUUAUUUCUAGUUUGCUUCAGGGAUCUGUUUCGGUACUUGUCAACACACUGCUCUAUCACUCAUGCGUCGCUCUUUGAUCUAUGAAAAUGUUGUGGUAAUCGCUACAGCUCACAUACUCUGUCUAUUUCAUUUCGUGCGAGAAGUCUAUCUCCCUCUUUUAUUCUGACAUUAAACAGGUGAAGACGUGUCCGGCGAUACCGGCGCGGUCGAAUUCAACGAGGAAGGGCAGGCCGUGGAAAAGAAGCCCAUAGUUCCAUUCUUCGGAGAGGUCGACGCCAAAUAUUUGACGAACAAGCAGAAGAGACGGCUCGCGAAGCAGGAAAAGCAGCGCGCCAACCCGGUGACGCACGGAGGCGUGGGCUUGGCGGCCGGGACUCGGUCGGCCUCGGACAUCAAGAAACUGCGAAAGGGACAAGAGAACAUGCGCAUGAAAAACGACAAGGAGUUCCGCAAAAAGCGACUCGCAGAAACGAAAGCGGCGUACUGGGAACGCCAGGAGGAGAAGAUACGGGCAAGGCAGGCACGACCACGUACUUUCUCCGUCUGGGUGGGAGGCAAAAAGCCACUCACCAAGAAGGAGGAAAAGAAGAAGGGCAGAAGGGGUGGAAGAAUGGUGCCGCUGUAAACACAUCUGCUCUAUUUGCGGCAAGCUCUUCUCUGAUCUUGCGGCUCGGCGACAGCUCUAUUUUGUUCCAUCGAAUAAUUACUCGACUCUGAAAAUAUUGUUCCAUCUUGCUUUCUCUCCUUGCUGUGAGAAUUGUCCAAUGCAUCUUUGUGGACAUGACCAAGAUUCUCAAUACCACAACAACUUCAUCGAAAGAAGGC
Messenger RNA from Amoebophrya sp. A25, 3149 nucleotides. NCBI's taxonomy places the organism in Eukaryota, Dinophyceae, Syndiniales, Amoebophryaceae. The record is from the annotation of a GenBank genome assembly.